UUCUUCUUUGCAAAAACACUAGAGUUUUCUACUCACACGGACGGGAGGGAGACGAGAAAAGGAAGACAACGAUGGUGUCUCUGAAGUUACAGAAGCGGCUCGCCGCUAGCGUCCUGAAGUGUGGCCGUGGCAAGGUUUGGCUUGAUCCUAAUGAAAUCAAUGAAAUCUCCAUGGCCAACUCCAGGCAGAAUGUUAGGAAACUUGUUAAGGAUGGUUUUAUCAUCCGGAAGCCUACCAAGAUUCACUCCCGAUCUCGUGCACGCAGAAUGAAAGAGGCCAAGAGAAAGGGUCGUCAUUCUGGCUAUGGUAAGAGGAAGGGUACCAGGGAGGCAAGAUUGCCUACAAAGAUCCUUUGGAUGAGGAGAAUGCGAGUACUAAGGCGUUUGCUUCGUAAGUACAGGGAAUCCAAGAAGAUUGACAAGCACAUGUACCAUGACAUGUACAUGAAGGUGAAGGGUAAUGUAUUUAAGAACAAGCGUGUCUUGAUGGAAAGCAUCCACAAGUCCAAGGCUGAGAAGGCAAGAGAGAAGACACUCUCAGAUCAGUUUGAGGCCAAGCGAGCUAAGAACAAGGCGAGCAGGGAGAGAAAGAUGGCCAGAAGGGAAGAACGCCUUGCACAGGGACCUGGUGUGAAAGCAGCACCUGCAGCUGCACCGCAACAGGCCGAGGGAGUUAAGAAGUCAAAGAAGUGAAUGAAGUAAUGUUUUGUUUUUCUCUGUAUGAGUUUGAAUGCAAAACUCGGUUUUCAUUUUGUGUUUUAGAUCUUCAGUUUUAUAUAAUUAUAGAAUUUUGAUGAAACCACUGAGCUGUUAUAAGAAAUGGAAGAUGUUUGUGGUAUUGUUUAUUAGUAUAAUGUACUAUUAUGUUGAAUGUGCUAUGAAAUAUUUCUGAUCUUAAACUUUUGUUUA
Messenger RNA from Gossypium raimondii (Peruvian cotton), 908 nucleotides. Its product is annotated as 60S ribosomal protein L19-1. Gene Ontology annotation, biological process: translation. The transcript has 5 exons. Bases 72 to 692 code for a protein of 206 amino acids. Gene Ontology annotation, cellular component: cytosolic large ribosomal subunit; ribosome. Gene Ontology annotation, molecular function: RNA binding; structural constituent of ribosome. NCBI's taxonomy places the organism in Eukaryota, Viridiplantae, Streptophyta, Magnoliopsida, Malvales, Malvaceae. The record is from RefSeq and is a predicted model, not a curated record.